CUUCAUCCCCAUCCCCGCCUCUGUCUGGGCCUCGUCCCCUUCUCUCUGUCUCCCUCGUCCCCCCCCAUUUCGUCCCCGACACCGACACCCCUGAUACUCCUGCACUCUUUUUCAGUCUCAGCCUAGCUCUCCAAUCCGCGCUAUCCGAGGUUUGCCUCCAGGCCACCCCCAACUUUGCACCGGCCCCCAAGGGCUACUGAGGACCAUGACUAAGACGGAUCCUGCCCCAAUGGCCCCUCCGCCCCGAGGGGAGGAGGAAGAGGAGGAGGAGGAAGAUGAACCGGUCCCAGAAGCCCCCAGCCCCACCCAGGAGCGCCGGCAAAAGCCAGUUGUGCACCCCUCAGCACCUGCUCCGCUCCCCAAAGACUACGCUUUUACCUUCUUCGACCCUAAUGACCCCGCGUGCCAGGAGAUUCUCUUUGAUCCGAAGACCACCAUCCCAGAGCUGUUUGCCAUCGUACGCCAGUGGGUUCCCCAAGUCCAGCACAAGAUAGACGUCAUUGGCAAUGAGAUUCUGCGUCGGGGCUGCCAUGUGAAUGAUCGUGACGGCCUCACAGAUAUGACACUGCUCCAUUAUGCAUGCAAGGCUGGGGCCCAUGGAGUUGGAGACCCUGCGGCCGCUGUGCGCCUCUCGCAGCAGCUGCUGGCGCUAGGUGCAGAUGUGACCCUGCGCAGCCGCUGGACCAACAUGAACGCACUUCACUAUGCGGCCUAUUUCGACGUGCCAGACCUUGUGCGUGUGCUGCUGAAAGGGGCGAGGCCCAGGGUGGUGAACUCCACCUGCAGUGACUUCAACCAUGGCUCAGCUCUGCACAUCGCUGCCUCGAAUCUGUGCCUGGGCGCCGCCAAAUGUUUACUGGAGCAUGGUGCCAACCCAGCGCUGAGGAAUCGAAAAGGACAGGUACCAGCGGAAGUGGUCCCAGACCCCAUGGACAUGUCCCUUGACAAGGCAGAGGCGGCCCUGGUGGCCAAGGAACUGCGGACGCUGCUAGAAGAGGCUGUGCCACUGUCCUGCACCCUUCCUAAAGUCACACUACCCAACUAUGACAACGUCCCAGGCAAUCUCAUGCUCAGCGCCCUGGGCCUGCGUCUAGGAGACCGAGUGCUCCUCGAUGGCCAGAAGACGGGCACGCUGAGGUUCUGUGGGACCACCGAGUUCGCCAGUGGUCAGUGGGUGGGCGUGGAGCUAGAUGAACCGGAAGGCAAGAACGACGGCAGCGUUGGGGGUGUCCGGUACUUCAUCUGCCCUCCCAAGCAGGGUCUCUUUGCAUCUGUGUCCAAGGUCUCCAAGGCAGUGGAUGCACCCCCCUCAUCUGUUACCUCCACGCCCCGCACUCCCCGGAUGGACUUCUCCCGUGUAACGGGCAAAGGCCGAAGGGAACACAAAGGGAAGAAGAAGUCCCCAUCUUCCCCAUCUCUGGGCAGCCUGCAGCAGCGUGAAGGGGCCAAAGCUGAAGUUGGAGACCAAGUCCUUGUGGCAGGCCAGAAGCAGGGGAUUGUGCGUUUCUAUGGGAAGACGGACUUUGCUCCAGGUUACUGGUAUGGCAUCGAGCUGGACCAGCCCACGGGCAAGCAUGACGGCUCUGUGUUCGGUGUCCGGUACUUUACCUGUGCCCCGAGGCACGGGGUCUUUGCACCAGCAUCUCGUAUCCAGAGGAUUGGUGGAUCCACUGAUCCCCCUGGAGACAGUGUUGGAGCCAAAAAAGUGCAUCAAGUGACAAUGACACAGCCCAAACGCACCUUCACAACAGUCCGGACCCCAAAGGACAUUGCAUCAGAGAACUCUAUCUCCAGGUUACUCUUCUGCUGCUGGUUUCCUUGGAUGCUGAGGGCGGAGAUGCAGUCUUAGAGACCUGGAUACCUAACACAGAGACAGAGUCCCCUCUAGCAUCUCCUGACACAAGGAGACCCCAGUCACCCUAAGAUAGAGAUUCCCAGUGACACCUCCAGAAUAGAAACCCUGUUAGCCAGCCCUCGAUUACUGAGGUCCCAUUAUUAACAGAUGUCCCAUGACGACUCCCCCAAAUACAGACCUCAUGUUACCCCAAAAGAGAUUCCCUGAGUAGCACCUUCAGGCUAGUCCCUGUCCCUUACCCCUCAGAGCAGAUUUCCCCCAAUAAACAUUUUCCACAUCACCCAAGGGAUGCUGACCCUCUCCACAACAGGAUGUUCUUGAGUUACCAGUGGAUUAGAGUCCCAUGAAUGAAGACCCCCCCACCCCGGUUCUCCUUAAGCAUAGGUCAUACCUCCAGAAUAGCCAGCCACAUCACUAUCCCCAUGUAACAUCAGUCUCCUCAAAAUGGCGUGACCCCAAGGUCACCAGAAAGACCUUAUACUCUCCUCUCCUUCUCAGAGAUGCCCUCCGUUCACUUAAGUCCCUGUUCUCACCCCUGAACAAGACACCCACUUAACCGGCCCACUCACCCCAAUUACAAACACCAAAAUCGUCCUGGAAGCAUGAAUUACAGGACAGCAAGUCUUCCUGCCCUCUGCACCCUUGAGAAACCCCCAGUGCCUUGUAUGAAGCCCACCCCACAUGGCCCACAGUCCCUGUGCUGGCCAAGGCUCCCAGAAAAUUCUCUAUUUUUUAAAGUAAUAACUUCCCCCCCUUUGGGGGGAUCCCCAAAUUUGGAGACCCCAUUCUAGAACACUGGGGAGUUCAAAUUCCAGAGAGAAUAUAUAUUAUAUAUAAUCCCCCAAUUCCCCAUGCCUCCAAGCCCUACAAUCUCUAGAAGACCCCAAAUUUCUAAUUCCCAGGACUUCCCCCUACCCAAGUCACAGAAUCUUCAAAUCCCCAGGGAAUCCCAAACUUAAGAUCCCAAUCCCAAACCCUCAGGAAAUCCCCCAACACAAGGUCCUUAGGACCGGGAGGAAGGAACCUGUUGCCAGGAGAACAUCCCGGGCUCUCAGGGCAUCUCAAACCUGACUCCCAGGCACCAGGAGACCCCAAACAGAAAGUCCCAUCUUUGGAACAAGGAUAGGACUCUAAUACCCUUAGUCCAUGGAUCUUUAAUUUCCCAACCUCCAAACUCCAUGGGCCCCACCCUCAAGGGAACCCCCAAGUCCCAAAUCUCUGAUAACUAAUAUGUGCAGGGCCCCAGGGCUCUAACAGGACCCCAAAUCAUGGAGUCCCUACUUCAAUCUACCUUCUGGUCACAGGUCCAAGACACUAAAUCUGAGUCAUUGGCCCCAAAGGACUUCACAGCACCUGGGCCAGACCAACAGCCUGAGGGAGAACCUGAGGGCCCCGUGGGUCCAGAGCAGACCUGGGGCCCUGACCACCAAGGACAGCUCACGACUGCCCCUUCACUGCAUGUCCCUAAACUCAGCAUGACUCCUGUCCUCUUCAAUAAAGACGUUUCUAUGGCC
Molecule: messenger RNA, 3369 nt
Organism: Rattus rattus (black rat)
Lineage: Eukaryota; Metazoa; Chordata; Mammalia; Rodentia; Muridae
Gene: Clip3
Product: CAP-Gly domain containing linker protein 3
Exons: 14
Coding region: 206-1849 (547 amino acids)
Biological process (GO): cytoplasmic microtubule organization
Cellular component (GO): nucleus; microtubule plus-end; cytoplasm
Molecular function (GO): microtubule plus-end binding
Source: RefSeq, a predicted model, not a curated record